This is a messenger RNA of Acanthamoeba castellanii str. Neff, 4137 nucleotides long. Its product is annotated as S1 RNA binding domain containing protein. Gene Ontology annotation, biological process: mRNA transcription by RNA polymerase II; positive regulation of transcription elongation by RNA polymerase II; nucleosome organization. Gene Ontology annotation, cellular component: transcription elongation factor complex. Bases 1 to 4137 code for a protein of 1378 amino acids. Lineage: Eukaryota; Discosea; Longamoebia; Acanthamoebidae. The record is from RefSeq and is a predicted model, not a curated record. The transcript is spliced from 19 exons. Gene Ontology annotation, molecular function: histone binding; nucleosome binding; DNA binding.
AUGCUCAUCGCUGAAAACACGGGCGAGUCCCUCCCUGCCAAAUCGAGUAGCGACAAAUUCAAGCGCCUCAAGAAGAAUCGCGAUGAGCUGGGCCUCGGCAUGGACUUUGACGACCGGCACGGCUCCGCGGAGGGCGAGCGCCUGGACGAGGCCACCCUCGAGAAAGACCUCUUUGGCGACGACGAAGAGGACGACCAGGACCAGCCGCCGCAGGACCAGCGUCCGGCGCCGGAAGAGGAUUUCGACUCGGAGGAGGAGGAGUUGGACGACUUCAUCGUCUAUGGACCCGACGAAGAGCAGGAGCGGCGAAAGGCCCGCAAGGAGCGCCGCCACGCCGGCACGAUGGGCAUUUCCCAGAGCCAGCUCGACGAGGCCGCUUCCAUCUUCGGCGGCGACAUGAGCGAAUUCCUACAAAACCAGCUCGACGAAGAGGACUAUGACUACGAGGGAGAUGAGGAGCGCCCACGAAGACAGAAGGCGGAGGCGUCGUCGGAGGAUGUGCUGGAACAGAUCAAGCAGCAGUACGAGCCCAGCCUUCUCGCCGAGAAGUUCAUCACCACCGAGGACGAGCGCAUCCGCCGCACCGACAUUCCCGAACGCCUUCAGUUGCGUUUCCCGGGGCUGGAGCUGCCGCCCGUGGAGCGCGAGAUCCUGGGUCGGGAGGCCGAAUGGAUCUUCAGUCGAGUAUUCCAGCACCGGCCGGGCCUGGACACCCACCAGCACGCCAUGGUGACGCGCAUCAUGCAGGUCCUCGAGUUCAUCCGCAAGCAGAACUACGAGGUCCCCUUCAUCGCGCACUACCGCAAGGACUACUGGCGCUGCCCGCAGCUCUCGCCCGCGGACCUGUGGCUCAUCUACGAAUGGGACGAAAAGUUCAUCCACAUCCUCACCAAGAAGGCCAAUCUCCGCGCCAUGUACAUGGCCAUCGAGGGCCUCGAGGAGGAGUACUACGGGGAGCUCAUCGAGUCGUGCGACACGGACCAGGACGUCAAGGACCUGCACGACCACUUCCAGCUGCACUACCACGAGGCCAUCGAGCAGGUCUCAACGUCGCGCUACAAGCGACCCGUCAAGAGGGACUUUUACACCGUGUGCAAGAAGACCGGCCUCGUCGAAUUCGCCAACAAGAGCUUCGGGCUGACGGCGAAGCAGUUUGGCGACAACCUCAUGGACUCAGUUCUCACGCACACGCCGGCCAACCCGGAACCUGAUCCAGAGACGCUGGCCGCCGAGUUCAUGAACUCGCCGGAGAACCGGGAGUUCGUCGAUGUCGAGUCGGUGCUCAAGGCCUCGCGCUACGUCCUCGCCCGCGAGAUUGCCUACGACCCGCACGUGCGCACGUCGCUGCGCUCCACCUUCUACGACCACGUCGAGGUCUCCACCUUCCCCACCCCCAAGGGCCGCAAGGAGAUCGAUCGGCUCCACGAAUACUUUAAUGUGAAACGUCUGGAGAAGAAGCCGAUCUGGGCCUUCAAGGACUCGGCCCAGUUCCUGCAGAUCGUGAAGGCCGAGAAGGAGGGCUACAUCACCGCCACCAUUUCCAUCCCCAACGAGGCCGACUUCCUGCAGGAAAUGGAACAGCUUUACCUCUCCGAUGGCUACAGCCUCAACGCACAGAAGUGGAACGAGCAGAGGCGCCUGGUGCUCAAGGAGGCCCUGACGGCCAACCUCUACCCGCUCUUCAGGACGGAGCUGCGGGCCAAGAUGACCCAGGAGGCCCUCGACCACGUCCUCGCCCGGAGCACCGCCAACCUCCGACGCGAGCUCAUGCGCGGCCCCUUCAAGCCCAUCUCGUCCUCCUCGCGGUCGGACUACUACGACGACGAGGACGAUCGCAUGGAGCGGCUGGUGGGCAACACCAAGGUGAUGGGCUGCGUGUGGGGUCAGGGCGAAGCACCCACCAUCUGCAUCGUGGUCGACCGCGACGGCCAGCCGCUCGAGCUCCUCAAGCUCAACUUCAUCAACAUGCGGUCGGACGAACAUGCGCCUGAGUUGGACAGGAGGAGGAAGGAGCAGGAGCUGGACCAGCUGAGGGAUUUCAUAUCCGACCACACGCCGCACGCCAUCGUGGUGGGCGCGGGUCCGAACGAGAUCGACUCGCGGCGGUUCUUCGAGGAGCUCACCCGGGCGGCGACGACCGUGGAGGCGCGGAAGGACCUGCGCCACCGCAUCCACGUCACCUACGCCGAUUCGCGCAUCGCCAAGAUCUACAAGAACUCCUCCCGCUCCCAGAAGGAGUUCCCCGACUACGCGCCCCUCGCCAGGGAGGCGGUGUGCCUGGCGCGCUUCCUCCAGAAUCCGCUCAUCGAGUACUGCGGCCUCACCCUCGACGGCGCCGAGGAAGUCCUCUGCCUCCCUUUCCACCCGCAGCAGGAGCUGGUCCCGAAGGAACUGCUGCACCAGCACCUGAUGCGCACCUUCAUCGACGUCGUGAACGAGGUGGGGGUUGACAUCAACCACGCCGUGCAGCACAAGUUCGCCGCCGGCCCGCUGCAGUUCACCGCGGGUCUCGGGCCGCGUAAGGCGCAGGCCCUCCUGCAAGCCCUCGAGCGCAAGGGAGGGCUCGUGUCGUCGAGAGAAGAGAUCGACGCCGCGCUCCAGACCUUCAGCACGCCCUCGGGCAAUCCCGACGACGAGGAUCGCAUGUCGGUGGUGUACACCAACUGCGCGGGCUUCCUGCGAGUCUGCAACAAGUACUUCCUGCGUGACCACCGCGACAUCAUCGAUCCGUUGGACGACACCCGCAUCCAUCCGGACGACUACGGGUUUGCUCGCAAGAUGGCGGCCGACGCGCUGGACGAGGAGGAAGACGAAGGCAGCUCGCAGGUGGAGGCCAUCAUCCGCCGCCCACAGAAGCUGGAGGACAUCGAUCUCGAGUCGUUCGCGGAGGAGUGGGAGAGGUCGGGCAAGGGCAAGAAGGCGGUGGCGCUGCAGGACAUCCGGCGGGAACUGGGCGACCCCUACGCCGACCCGCGCGAUUCCUACCGGGACCUGACGCCCGACCAGCUCUUCUACCUCCUCACGGGCGAGACCGAGACCACCCUCAGGGCGGGCCAGUUGGUGCACGCCAAGGUGUUCCGCGUGAGCCGCGACAUCGUCUUCUGUCGCCUCGACAACGGCCUCUUCGGGUCCAUCCGCCUCCUCGACCUCACCGACUCGGCUGUACAGUCGCCCGACGACGUCGUCGUCCCUGGGCAAUACCUGGCGUGUCGGGUGUUGUCCGUGGACAAGGAGAAGUUCAGCGUUGCGCUGGCGUCGUCGCACAGCAAGCUCAACGACCCGACCCUGGGCGACCACUACGGCAAGCUGGACCCCUACCUCCUCGAGAAGGAGGCCGAGCAGACCGAACUACCCCGCGACCUCGCCGCCAUCCAACGCAAAAAGGCCGCCGCAGCCGCUGCCGGUGGUGCCCAGCGGAGGGCGCCGGCGCGAAAGAAGCCGCAGAGAACGAUCACGCACCCGCUCUUCCGGAGCUGCUCGUGGCGCGAGGCCGAGGACCUCCUGCGUGACAAGGAGCCCGGUGCCGAUGCGAUCAUCAUCCGGCCCUCUUCACAGGGCUCCAACCACCUCAACAUUUCCUGGAAGCUCACCGACACCGUUUGCAUCCACACCGACGUGGUGGAGCGGAGCAGCAAGAAGUGGGAGGUGGAGAAGCAGGUGUACGAGGACAUGGACGAGCUCAUCUACCGAUUCAUCGAGCCCAUGACCGAGUUCGGACGGGAGAUGCAGAACUACCGCCUGUACCGAGCCGAGGGGCGCGACAGCAUCGAGCAGCGCCUCCGGCAGGAUCGCGAGACCAACCCCGCGCGCAUCCCCUACUACGUCAUUCCUUCGCCCGACCAAUCCCGCCGCUUCACCAUCGCCUACUGGCACCAGAAGCCGCGCUUCGAGAGUGUCGCUGUGACGCACGAGGGCUACCGAUACCGCGGGCAUCACUUCAAGAACCCGGAGAAGCUGAUCGCCUACUUCAAGGCCAACUUCAAGAAUCCCCGCCCCUCGCGUGUCAAGGACGCGGCGCGGGAAACACACGGGCCGGCCAUCCACCCGACACGACUGGCCAGCAUCGCGCCGCACCACCACCAGCAGCCCCCACCGCCCAUGGUCCCCUCGCCCUGGGGCCAGUGGGGCGCCCACUAA